AGAGGAAUUGGCAACACUGGAUGUCUAGUUACACUCUGUCUUGGUCUACUCGUUUUAUUCAUAGGUUACCCUGUGAUCACCUUCUACGGCAAGACAGUCUUAUCGACAAAUAAUCUGGGAUCGUUUAAUGCCAGUGGUCAGGUACCACAAAUGACUGGCAACCAUGGUCUCAUCGAUCUUGAUACCCCAAAAUCAGCGUAUACGAAAUUGUCUUGGGAGGACGGCACGACGGAGAUGCAACUGGUUUUCUCAGACGAAUUUAACACAGAAGGAAGAUCGUUCUAUCCCGGUGAUGAUCCUUACUGGGAAGCAGUUGACCUUCAUUAUUGGGGAACGGGUGAUUUAGAGUGGUAUGAUCCUGAAGCGGUCACAACGGCAAAUGGGUCUCUCGUAAUUACCAUAUCGCAGAAGCAAACACAUGGCUUAAACUACGAAGGCGGAAUGCUAUCGACCUGGAAUAAAUUUUGUUUCACGGGAGGCUUGAUUGAAGCAUCGGUUCAGCUGCCAGGGGCAAACAAUGUCCUCGGAUUUUGGCCCGCUAUAUGGACAAUGGGUAAUCUGGGCCGCGUUGGUUAUGGCGCCUCUCUGGAAGGGCUGGCAAUGUGGCCUUACACGUACGAUUCAUGCGAUGUCGGUACAGUUGCCAAUCAAACUGUCAAUGGUAUCCCAGUUGCAGCUACCGUCAACGGAGAUAAAGGGGAUGGUGUCCCCCUAUCGUAUCUCCCCGGUCAACGUCUAUCACGCUGCACUUGUCCAGGAGAAAGCCAUCCUGGUCCAAAACAUAGUGACGGAACAUUCGUUGGUCGCUCAGCCCCAGAAAUCGACAUCUUCGAGGCACAAAUUCAGCGAAGCCCAAUCAUCCCCGAGGUUUCGCAAUCGGCACAAUGGGCUCCUUUCGAUGCACGAUAUGCAUGGUUCAAUACUUCGGAUAACAUGAUAAUUACCAAUCCCAGCAUCUCGAAACAGAACCCGUUUAUUGGUAGUUUCCUACAGCAGGCAAGUUCUGUUGUCACGAAGACUGAUUCUCGCUGCUACGAAUUAGCGGAGGGAUGCUACUCUUUGUAUGGUUUCGAGGUUAGAUUUGAUGACGGCUAUAUUACGUGGAUAGCGAAUAAUAACACUGCCUGGACGCUCAAAAGUCCCGGAUUGGGCCCCGAUCCAAUUGUUGAAAUCUCCCAAAGGCCAGUAGCACAAGAACCAAUGUACAUCAUCGCAAACCUGGGCAUGUCAAGAGGGUUUUCAUACGUGGACCUCGCACACCUGACAUUCCCUUCCCGAAUGAUGAUCGAUUAUAUCCGAGUUUAUCAACCCAAAACAUCCCUCAACAUCGGAUGUAGCCCCAAAGAUUUCCCGACCGAAAACUAUAUAACCUCGUAUAUUGAAGCAUAUACGAACCCCAAUUUGACCACUUGGGUUGAUGAUUACCAACAAGAAUGGCCAAAGAAUUCUUUUCUAGGACAGUGCUAA
Laccaria bicolor S238N-H82 is the source of this 1467-nucleotide messenger RNA. Its product is annotated as glycoside hydrolase family 16 protein. NCBI's taxonomy places the organism in Eukaryota, Fungi, Basidiomycota, Agaricomycetes, Agaricales, Hydnangiaceae. The transcript has 14 exons. Gene Ontology annotation, biological process: fungal-type cell wall organization; (1->6)-beta-D-glucan biosynthetic process. Gene Ontology annotation, molecular function: glucosidase activity. Gene Ontology annotation, cellular component: plasma membrane; endoplasmic reticulum membrane. The annotation marks the transcript as partial. The record is from RefSeq and is a predicted model, not a curated record.